GCGCCCCCGGCGGGUGGGCGGGCCAGGGCGGUGGUGGGGGAGGGGGAGGAGUGCGGUAAGCUUCUCCCGUAAAGGGCACGGCAUUACUCUUCAAGAUGGCUGCGGCGGCACUGCUCCGCUGGGCGGGUACGGGCCUCUGCAGUUCCGUGUGGGGACAGCCGUUUGGCACUGGGCUGAGACGCCGCCUGAGCCUGGGCGGCGGCAGUGACGGGGAAGGCAGCGGCACUUGGUUGUACUUCCCGCUGCGCGAUCGCGACGCGCUGCGCGUGCACGGACCCGAUGCCGAACCGUUCCUCCUGGGGUUGCUGACCAAUGAGCUGCCGCGACCGGGCCCUGGGGGCGGGACGGCGUCACCCGAGGCAGCCUCAGCGCGCGCGCACUACGCUCACUUCCUCAACGUCCAGGGCCGGACGCUCUAUGACGUCAUUCUCUAUAGACUCCAUGAAAGCCAAGAGGAGGAGCCAAACUUUCUACUGGAGUUCGACAGCUCAGUGUCUGGCGCCUUUCAAAAUCACCUAAAACUAUAUAAGAUCCGAAGGAAAGUCAACAUCAGCCUGUGUCCCAAUCUUUCUCUCUGGGCUGUUCUCCCACAAACUGCAGCUGAGGGCCUGCCAAUGCCCUUGUUACAGAAAGGGAGCAAACCUGUGGUUCUUACCCCAGACCCCAGAGCAGCAUGUAUGGGCUGGAGGUUAAUCAUCGAGAAGGAAGAUAUGGCCCAGAAUGUGGUUCCAGCUACCCAAAUUAGAAGCACUAAGGAUUAUCAUAAAUACAGAUAUCAAAAAGGAAUUCCUGAAGGGAUCAAAGAUCUCCCUCCUGGUGUGGCCCUGCCCUUGGAGUCCAACCUGAGCUUCAUGAAUGGGGUCAGCUUCACCAAAGGCUGCUACAUCGGACAGGAGUUGACUGCUCGGACCCAGCACAUGGGAGUGAUCCGAAAACGCCUUUUCCCUAUUAAGUUUUCAGCCUCCAUCACAGCAGAAGGCAUCUCUUCCGGGGCCACCGUCCUCACCGAGUCAGGAAAGCAGGUUGGGAAGUACCGGGCCGGGGAGGAUGACGUAGGAAUUGCUCUGCUUCGAUCGGAGAAAAUCAAAGUGCCCCUUUUUAUCAAGACCUCUGAAGGUCAACAAGUGAACAUUGUUCCAUCUGUGCCAGACUGGUGGCCAAAAGCUAACAAAUAGUCCCAGUCCCCGGGAAGCACUGAUCGACUCUGGCCCGUGUAUGUCCACUCUCCCUCCUGACUUUUUGGUGGUGGGGAGGGAGAGUGUGUCGGGGGGGCUGGCCUUGCUCCUGCAGUGAUAUCCCUGCAAUAAUCACAAAACAGGGAACACCAUGUGAGGCUCCUCAGGACAAGAGCCAGGGUUCCCCAGGUGAGGACACCAGGGGGAUGCUGGCCUGGGCGCCAGAGACAUCAGAAAAGCCAGGUAGAAUUUGCUGCCAGAGAAGCCCUGGGUCCUGACCACUAAGGGUGGGCAGGGGGAGAGGCCACAGCCCAGGGUUUUAGCUGCAGCAUAAGGAACCCCAGCUCAGGGAAUGCCACGGGGCUGAGGCUUGCUCUGCAUUCUAGCUCCUUCCUGGAGCUUUUAGUUUUAUUGUUGUAGAGACCUGCUUGCCCCUCCUUUCCCUGCUGCUGCUGAUCAACUUCUGGUUUUCCAAGUGAGUCCCAUGGCCUCCGAGGGGCUCAACCAAGUAACCAGGCCAUUCACCAAGGGCCUGGGUAAAACUGAAUUUUUAGGUAGAAUUUGACUAGCACUUGACUCUUGUGUUCAUUCUUUGAUGAGAAAUAUCUUCCCUUUGGAACAAAAACAAAUAAAACCCCCUCUAGUCCCCAUAUCUUUGCUGUGGCUCCCAGCAGUUUUGAUCCCCCUAGCCAAAAGAGUCUCUGACAGUGAGGUUUCUUUAAUGUCUCCUGCUUCUGCUUAAUGUGGAUUUUUUGAUAUCCUGGACUCAGGGGACAAGGCAGUGUCUGUCAUGGCUGAGCCCAGAUGUUACUGCAGACUGAAUGGCAUAAUGGGGAUACAUCAAACCUGUGUCCUACUUUGGCCAGAACAGUCAUCAUUUGAACAAAGAAGGAAGAGAAAGGAGGAGAGAUAUCAUGGAGGCGCUAGAGUGUUGUCAGAGUGAAGCCGGGGAUAGGGUCUGUUGCCCAGACUCAGUAGGUCAAGAGGGAAAUCUGGGCUUGUUUCUUGGAAAGGAAUAGACGGAAGCAUCAACCAAUUUGCUAAGCUAUCACCAAGUAAACACAGGAGAUAGCCAAGUGGAGCUCCUGGCAACAACAGGGAAGAUGCUUGUUUGCCUCAGUUAUUGGAAGCCAUCUUCUUCUUCAUCACAUUUCAUCGGCAAGAGGCUGAACCUUCUUCAUUUGGGGCUGCCUUGGGACAAUUCUGCAGCUCUACAAUGGUAACUCUCUCCGCUCACCUCAGCAUCAGGUGUGAAUGGUGGAGCCAGAUCAAAGGGUAAAAGAUCAUCACAGGAUUUAUUCCAAGCACUUGUUACUGCUUGAGCAGCCCAGAAAGGGGCCUCAAGUCUGAGAGACCUGAAUCCAGUCUUUGUUCACUAUUUGUGACCUUAGCCCUGUCUCUCCUCUCUGUAAAACAAUCCACAUUCCCUUCUAUCUCUGCAAUGGGAGUUCUGAACUUUGUCAGUCUGGUCAAACCUAUUAUCCCUUCAGAAUGUUUUAACUGCAUAAAAUAAGGAAAACAAUUAUAUUGAAAUAGAGUUAUCAAAAUAUUUUUAAAAGAAACCUCAGGUUUUAAAAACCCUUGCUUUAGCUCCAAGUAUCUUGUGACAUUGAAAAUAAGGUUCAGGUAUAGUGAAUCCUACCAGGAAAGUCCUGAGACAAGGCUCUUGUCUGUCUGUCUGUCUCUCUCUCUCUCUCUUUCUUUCUCUCUUCUCUCUCUUCCCCUUCCAACCCCCCUCCCUUUUCUUUCUGUCUCGGGAAGCUAUACAGAAAGAAAACUUCCCAAAGUCACUUCCCAUUGGAAUGUUCCUCACCUGUUGGGUAGCUCUACUGAAAGAGCUGCUUUCCUAAGAUCAUCUUCUCUAAGAAACCUAAAGUUUUCUGAGUAGUUUUCCAGGUUUGGAGUUUGCUGGGAAACUUUUGUUCCUUUUCUUUCUGUUGACAACUUCAUGAUCAUCAUAAGACAAUGAUUUAGAUUCAGUUGUUUUUUCCAUUUCCAGUCUAGAACCUUGAGUUCCUCUGUAGGACACACAUACACAUGCAGUUUACCCAUGAAUAAAAGUACUAAUGCUUUUUGAAAAAGUUAAUUCCUCUUCUUAAGAUUAACUUUUAUGGUAAGGAGGGUUUUUUUUUUUUUUUUUUGGUCUUUUUUUAAUCAUUAAUCCAUGUCUCCUCAAGGGAAAAUCCUAACUGCACUUAAAAGUUCCUUGCAGAUUGUUUCUUGCCAAAAACUGGGUAGGUCAGCCCAAAACUUUGGAAAUCCUUACUUUGAUGUUGCUUCCUGCUCAGAAAUGAUAGAAAAAUGGGCAAUUUAGAAAUGACUUUAGUUAUUUCUCCUCUACCCCAGGUGAAAUGGGAUUUUCAUCACCACAAAACCAACUGGCCAAUUAAUGGCACAUCUUCAUUGACUCCAGUAGGAGCCCUGAGUCCUAGAGCAGGCCUUCCUCUGGAGGUGGGGACUGGUUUCUUCCCCAGAAAUUUGAGAGCGGCUACAUUGGACUUUGGAUUUAAUUUAUUUUUUAUUUAGAUAUGGGUGUUUAUAUUUAUAUAUAUGUACAUGUACACACACGUAUAUGUAUUAUUCAUCCAAAUGGCAAUUUAAAAAUAUCAUUAUUUUGAGUCAUUUUUUUGUGAAGCAACUUUCUUAUAUCUGUGAGACUCUCUUGGUGAAUGCUCAGUUGUUAAAAAAAAAAAAAAAAAAAUCAUUUUGUUUGCCUAAUAAAAAGUAGUUCUAUUAGUAAUCUAUGUGGACUGACCUGGUGGGAAUGGGGUGGGGUUCACCAUUCUAGGUUAAUUGAGUUAAACAAACACUACAUGCCUAAGGUAUACAGUAAUUAAGCCCUGGAAUAGAUACAAAGAUGAGAUAGGACAUGUCUCUUGCCCUUCCAGAGGUCACAGUCUGGAGGGGAGGGGGAAAGGAGGAGAGAGGGAGAGAAAGGCUGAAACAUUCUAUUAAAUUCAAGUAUUUAUUAAUGUGCCAAGCAUCGAUUAAAGUGGGCACUAUUGAUGCAAAUACAAUGAAUGGAACAAUCCCUAUUUAUUAGGAGGUACACACACACACACACACAUAAAUACCUCUAUAUGCCUUUGUAAAGCUCAGUCUAUAAGAUGUUAAUUUUCUGUUCAACAAGUAUGCAUUAAACACCUACUAUCUGCAGAGCCAUGUUGAAAAUCCAGAAUUUAGAUAAGACAUUGAUCCGACCCUCAUGGAGUUUAGAGGGAGAUAAACAACUAUAAUAUGUAAGACUGGACCUCUUUGAUGCAAGUGUGAGGUCCAUAGAGGGAGAGGGUUUAUUAUUGACCUGGGGUAGAGAUAGGAAAAUGAGGGAAGACUUCCUGGAGUGGGUGACAUUUAAUUUGGACUUUAAAAGAUAGUCAGGAAUUCAAUACUAUAUUCACUUUGUGGUAUUGUCAGUGCAAAAAGUGAACCAAUUUAGCUGGGAAGGCCUGGCAAUGGACUGUCAUCCCAAGACCAUUUUAGGAAAUGUCAGUCAACAAACAUUAAGCACAUUUACUGUCUGUGACAGCACUGUAGAUAGAAAGAGAGCAAAAGCAUGGAAAAGUGAAGUGUGAACAAGGAUCAGCUGAGGAGCUUCUAUAUAAGUUCCUCCCCAUCACUUGCUUUUGUCCAUAGGCACAGGCCAGUGCUUUAGCCUUCUGGCAUAAUAAUGCUUAAUUAACAUUAAUUAUUAGCUAGUAGGAAUAAGCAAGAGAUUCAGGUAAGAUACAGAAUAGAGAGAAAUCUUUGGCCCCCAUGGGAACCUGUACUUGGAGGUCUGUUGAGUCUCAAUUGGGUCUAGAGGGAGAACUAGCUUCAAAUCCCAGCUUUGUCCCUUACUAAGUGUGUGAGCCUGACCAAAUCACUUUCUCUAUGAGUCUCAGUUUCCUUAUCUGAAAAUCAGGAAAGUUGGAAUAUAUAUUUUCUAAGACUCCUUCCACUUUCAAAUCUGCAAUCUGGCCUGUCCAAGAGAGCGAUAGCUAUUCCAUUAAAAUUUUUUUCAAGAAAAAUUUUCUAAGUGCCUAUUGUAUGUGGUACAUUGUACUAAUUGCUGGGGGAGACAAAAAAGUUUAGAUGAAACAUAAUGCAUGAUUCAUGGAACUGACAGGGGUUAAUGAAUGUGCCUGGAAUAUAAUAAAGGCUUAAAAUUUUUUUUUUAAUUAACAGGUUUCCCUGAUCUUUAAAAUCAACAAAAAUAUUUAAAUGAGGGAUCACAAUGUAUCUAUCACCAGAAUUCUUGUCUUUAUAUUUGUGCCACUAUCUAUUUUCUGUUCCAGCCACUCAAUCCCAUCUAAAAACAAUUUCUUUCGUCAUGCACAUAUUUUAGCAACAUUUCUUUUUUUAAUCUUUAUUAAAACUUAUUUUUAAAAAUAUGCAUAGAUAAGUUUGCA
Molecule: messenger RNA, 5563 nt
Organism: Sarcophilus harrisii (Tasmanian devil)
Lineage: Eukaryota; Metazoa; Chordata; Mammalia; Dasyuromorphia; Dasyuridae
Gene: IBA57
Product: iron-sulfur cluster assembly factor IBA57
Exons: 3
Coding region: 96-1175 (359 amino acids)
Cellular component (GO): mitochondrial matrix
Molecular function (GO): protein binding
Source: RefSeq, a predicted model, not a curated record